Ooceraea biroi (clonal raider ant) is the source of this 1612-nucleotide messenger RNA. RefSeq names its product ATP-binding cassette sub-family G member 4. NCBI's taxonomy places the organism in Eukaryota, Metazoa, Arthropoda, Insecta, Hymenoptera, Formicidae. Gene Ontology annotation, biological process: transmembrane transport. The record is from RefSeq and is a predicted model, not a curated record. Gene Ontology annotation, cellular component: plasma membrane. Gene Ontology annotation, molecular function: ABC-type transporter activity.
GUAUCUUAAUUUCUUCUUUUAUAACAUGUCGACGAAUAUCUACUUUAUUCUGCGUAACGUUCAGAAAAAGAUGUAUUAAUAAAUUAAAUAUUCGCGUAUUUAUAUAUCCAAAAAAGAUAUAUUACUUUUUAAAAUCAAUACUGCAGGAAAAUAUCUGAUUUGUUCCGUUUCUUUUUUGUAUGGAUAUAGAUUAAUAAGUGUCACUAUUGACCAACUAAUAUCACAGCAUAUAUCAACGUAACAAAGGGAAUCACCUAUAAACAACAUUCUCAUGCUUGUCAUUUUAUAUUUGCAUUUUUUGCCUUGCAGAGGUCUGGAUAGCUCAUCUUGCACGAAAAUUGUAAAUCUCCUAAAGCGGCUCGCACAAGAGGGUAAAACAAUAAUUUGUACUAUACAUCAGCCUAGUGCGUCCCUAUUCGAAUUGUUCGACCAGGUAUACGUGUUGGCAAAAGGCAGUUGCUUGUACCAAGGUGCAACGAACAAAUUAGUGCCAUAUCUUGAAGAUAUGCAAAUGCCAUGCCCGAUGUAUCACAAUCCUGCCGAUUACAUAAUCGAGCUUGCCUGUGGAGACCACGGUGAGGAUAAAAUAGAUAUACUAAAAACUGGAUCGCAAAAUGGAUCGAAAAAUUUUCAAUCGUUCGAUAAUCCUGAAGCUCCGAGAGAUGAUGAAAGUUUAACAGAGCUGUAUUCCUUGAAAAACUCACAUAUGAAAAAGAAUGGUGACUUACACGCAACGAAUUUUCUUCAUCAAAUCAAAGUUUUACUUCGACGUGGAUUCAUCAUGUCCAAACGAAACACGACUCUUACGCAUAUGCGCAUCGGAGUAAACAUACUUGUCGGUUUGAUGCUUGGAUCGGUCUUCUGGCAAUCGGGCGCUGAUGGCUCACGCGUUCUAGAUAACUACAAACUUCUCUUUUCUAUCCUCAUACAUCACAUGAUGACGACGAUGAUGCUUACCAUAGUAACCUUUCCAAUGCAGAUAGCUAUUCUUCUAAAGGAGCAUUUUAAUAGAUGGUACAGCUUGAAGGCAUUCUACAUGGCAAUGACACUGAUUGACAUGCCAAUCUCGAUACUAUGCUGCACCUUAUUUAGUGUAAUUGUCUAUGGCAUGUCGGCGCAACCGUUGGAAAUAAUACGAUUCUCCAUGUUCUUCAUCAUUAGCUUGUUGAUAAUGUUCAUAGGACAAAGUACCGGCCUUAUGAUAGGCGCUGUAUUCAACGUUGUGAAUGGUACAUUUAUUGGACCAACAUUGGCAGUAGCACUAAUGAUGUUCUCUGGAUUUGGAAUAUUGUUACGCGAUCUACCGUCUUAUCUAAAAUGGGGAAGCUACGUCAGUUAUCUACGAUAUGGUCUGGAAGGCUUUAUUGAUGCAAUCUACGGAUUGAACCGCCCUGUUCUACCGUGUGAAGAACUUUACUGCCAUUAUAGAUAUCCUACCAAAUUUCUCUCGGAUAUUGACAUGAAGGAAGGCCAAUUUUGGAACGACGUCAUGGCGCUCACUGCAAUACUCAUCAUCACGCGAUGCUGCACAUAUUUGCUUCUGCGGUGGAAGAUUGUAUGGACGCGAUAAAACUAAUACGAGCACAGUAUCGAAAAUACUGCCAGUUUAUUA